This is a messenger RNA of Schistosoma rodhaini, 1709 nucleotides long. NCBI's taxonomy places the organism in Eukaryota, Metazoa, Platyhelminthes, Trematoda, Strigeidida, Schistosomatidae. The record is from the annotation of a GenBank genome assembly.
AAACAAUAUGGUAAAUUAAGAAACGAGGAAGUAUCCUAACAAAUUGAUUAUAAAAAUAAUAUCUUAACAUUCCUUAGUCAUUAUAUAUAUAUUUUCAAUGACAUAAUAACUAGCAAAUAGUAAUGAUGAUGAUAGAAUAAGAUUAACUAUUUUGAUUAUGAUCUUAUACCACAGUUUAAGGGUUUGUUUCUACCUACUGAUUUGUAAAGCAAAGAAUGUCUAUUAAAUCUUAACUCUCCCUAUCGAUAGAUAUGAAUUUAUAAAUUUGGAACACAAUUAGUUUUAUAUUCCUUGACAAACAUUUUCUUUUUAUGCAUGUCAGUGAUUAUCUAAAUGAAAAAGGAUUUAUUGUGGAAAUUUAUUUUACUUUUCUGUUUAAAAAUGAAUUAUUCCAUGUUUCAAGAUCAUAUUAUCAUAUGGGAUAUCAAUAAUAAAUUAUUUUCUUCAAACGUAACAAUGUUCAGAGUAAAAGAAGGUGACAAUAUAGUUUUCGUAUGUCCUAGUGAUGUGAGAAGAAGUCAAAAAUUAUUUUGGACAAUGAGCAAAGAAACGUACGAUGAAUGUGGCGCACCCAGCUCGUCUCAAACUGUGAAGCUGUUAGAUUGCAGUCAAAGCCCCAAAAAUACAGAGUUCAUUUUAAAAGUAGCACAGUUUUCAGAAAUUCCUUAUUCUCCACAUUUUCGAGAAAACGAUUUUGUUUACUUUUUAGGUCAGCAUGAUUUAUGCUCGAUUUACAAUCUCCGUGUUGCUGUUAAACUAGUCCCAGAUAAAAGUGUAAAUAAUAAUGAAGAGUUAUCAACUUCAACACAGAAAAUAAACAAUUUAGUUGACGACAAAGAUAAGUCUCCUAAUACUGUAACCUCAGAUACGUAUAAAUUAAAUCCACACAGAACUGAAACAUUAUCAGCAUGGACGCGUUAUAGAUUUCUUCUCAUUCCAGGCUCACUUGGAUUUCUCACAUUAAUUGGAAUACAGGCUGUGAUUUGUGCUUUAUGGCAUCCAAAGAAAUCAUCUCUAUGUAGAAUAUGUUGUUCAUCACAUAUAGUAAAUAAAUCAAAUGAUGGAACUAAUGAUACAAAUGAAAUGUCUACAACACCUAUACAAAUGUUAGAAAAAUCAUUUACAAGAAAACCAUUUGAAAAUCAUCAAUGUCAAUCUAUUCAAACAAAUACAUUAAUAACUCAAUCAACUUUAAGUGAUCAAUAUAAUAAAGGAGAUUUUAUCAAUAAUUCUAAACGUAAUUCCGAUAUUGUUAACAUUCUACAUGAUACAUAUACAUUAGAUAAAGGUAUUCUAGAAAAGUCACCAUCUACUAUACAAGUCAUUACAGAUAAUGAAGUAUCCAUUCUAACUAUACCAACAACACAAACAUCAUUAUCAAAUAAUAAUAAUAAUAAUAAUGUACAGUUUUAUACAUGUCCAUAUCCUAUUGAUGGUAAUUUAACAUGUUUAGUUCCAGUGAAAGUAAAUAAAUCAACGGACAUCUUUUCUACUGAUAUAGUCAAUUUAGGAAGUGUUAUUAAUAUAUCUGUGUAAUUUAUUGUUUGGUUUUGUGUUUUCAUUAUUUUUGUUACUUUUUAUGAAGAAAAAAAUAUUGAAAAAAUAAACAUUCAUGUUCACUUUUGUUCAUGUUUCAAUAUGAAUAAGCUACUACUUUUAUCUUUUAUUAAAAUGAUUAAUAAGAUAAUUUAUAUAAAGUGAUAAUUGUG